Mercenaria mercenaria is the source of this 2142-nucleotide messenger RNA. RefSeq lists its product as uncharacterized. The record is from RefSeq and is a predicted model, not a curated record. The coding region runs from base 256 to 783 and encodes 175 amino acids. NCBI's taxonomy places the organism in Eukaryota, Metazoa, Mollusca, Bivalvia, Venerida, Veneridae. The transcript has 4 exons.
UACCGUCACCAAAUCACGGCCAGUAAUCAAAGCCACGCUAGAUCUCUUAACAGGGUUUAUUUUGUAAACUACGAUACCUUUAAUUUCUUCUAAAUGUUUUUAUGGUUGAACAUCAGUACUAAUCCUUUCAUACGUAUUUAUUUAUUGAAGAAUAUUUUCGCUAGAGUUAAAAUUCAUUUUUGGAGUUGAGGUGUUGGUUCGUGUGAUAUUCUGGAUAUUUACUGUUUGAAACAGUGGUUUUAUCAGAGGAUAAGAAUGAGCUUGUCGGCAUAUUUCAACUUGGCCAACUUGAAGGCAAAGAUGGACACAUUUUUAAAACGCACUCCCGAUACACCAAAAAAGUAUGUGUAUCUACUAGACCCAGAGAAUGGAGAAACGACAAAGCAAUUCAUCGAGGGAUUUAAACUAUUUAUUAACUGUGAUAUUGAAUUGAAAGAAGUUCAGAGAUCGACUGAUUGUAAGGAUAACCUCCCUAUAAUUCUAUUGUGUAGGAGGCAAACAGACAGGGCUGAAGAAGAUAUUAACUCAACAUUAAAAUAUCUACAUACAGACGAUUUGUACACAAGAACUGCUCUUAUCAAUAUCCAUGUCGUCAGCGAUGCCUUAUACUUACCGACAGUCCCAACUACAAAGAAAAUCAGCAGUAUUUUCAAUAAAGAUCUGGGUAUCAUACUAGAUUUUGGAUUUGUUCAAGAUGGUGUCAACAAAUUAAUUUACCCCUGUAAACAUGAUGUAACUACGAACUCUAAACAAGCCUUUCAUGACUUUGUCACAAAUAAAUAAGAGCUUGGAACAGCAUUUUAUCUGAAAGUCAUAUAAAGUUUUAUAUGUGUAUACAUAUGUCUGUCUUGUUUGGAAAUAUAUCUUCAAUCAUACAGUCAAACGUUGUUAAUCGAAAAAAGAAUUUAAUUCGAAAUUAUUUUUAUCUUGUUGAACCUUUUGAGUCUUGUAAGAUACUUUUGAACGUAAAUACAUGAAUAAAAAGAAUGCUUAUAGAAUAGAUGGUGUGAAAAUAAAGUAAAUUAAAAAAAAAACGAUGCACCAUUUGGCUAUAGUGAUAAUAGGGGAACAGUUGGUUGCAUUUCUAUUUUACAUUGUAUCAUACAAAACAAUUUAAAUAGUGGAUUGAAAUUGUAUAGUUGUUUUAUUGACUUUGAAAAAUGUUUAGACACCAUAGUCAUUGAUGCACUUGUACAGCUGAGAAUAAGCUGUAAAAGUCGAAUUAUCAUAUAAUUUUUGUAUGCGUUUGUAUCGUCUUGUAUAAAAUUGCCAUGUAGUUUUAAUGUUUCUAUCAAAAUUUUGAAACAAUGGGAGCCACUCUCGCCUUUCAUUUUCAUUCUAUUUGUUAAUGGUUUUACCGAUAGCAUUGAUUUAAAUAAUCUUACGGGAAACGAUAUCAACCAGAAAUUGCUAUAUUCAAUACUAUAAGCAGGUGAUAUGGCAAUAUUUACGACAGAUAAGUAUAGCCUACAAGCACUUCUUGAUAGUAUUUAUAUGAAAAUGGGGUAUCAAAAAAUAAAUGUAAAAGAAAGAAUGAAGAUUUGUGGCUUUGAUAAACGUAGAAUGAGAAAACUGAGAAAAUUGAUAGAUUUUGUUACUUGAGAAUUUUCAAAUUAAGCCACAAAUAAUUUGUAUGCGCUGUUUAAAAAAGUGAGUCUGGAUGUACAGCCUAAAAUUUCUGUUUUUGACAGGCUUAUAGUCCUUAUUUUGUUAUAUGGAUGAGCAUUGUGGGGACUUUAUAUUUUUUGUUUUUGUUACUUGAGUAUUUUCUAAUAAAGUCACAAAUAAUUUGUAUGCGCUGUUUAAGAGAGUACCUCUUGAUGUACAAACUACAAAUUCUGUUUUUGAUAGGCUUGUAGUCUCUAUUUUGUUAUAUGGAUAAGCAUUGCAGGGAAUUUAUAUUUUUUGAGAAAUAGACAUUUUACAUAUUAUGUUUUGUAAACAAAUAUUAAGAGUAAAACAACAAGCUACAAAUGUUCUUGUUUUAUGGAAAUUAGGGCUGUUUCCUUUAUCUUUUGAUCAACUCAAAGAGCCCUGAAAUACUGGAUAACAAUAAAAAGAAAUGAAACUUCUACAAUUCACAAUCUAUAUUUAGAACACUGGGACUGGAGAAGAUGUAUCAAAAUAAACAUAUUAUAAACA